Messenger RNA from Aspergillus affinis, 552 nucleotides. RefSeq lists its product as uncharacterized. The coding region runs from base 1 to 552 and encodes 183 amino acids. The record is from RefSeq and is a predicted model, not a curated record. The transcript is spliced from 2 exons. Gene Ontology annotation, cellular component: extracellular region. NCBI's taxonomy places the organism in Eukaryota, Fungi, Ascomycota, Eurotiomycetes, Eurotiales, Aspergillaceae.
AUGGCGAUCAAGAUGAACCCCGUUGUUCUCAUUGCUGUUCUUCUCACUUUCUUGGUCAAUUUCAUCCAUGCCGCUCCAUUUCAAACCACUCAGCCUAAUGGCCUUCGUUCCGUCCUCGACAACUUCGACAAAGUGUUGAAUGGUGUGACAGCGCUUGACAACGCAGUCAAAGUAUUCAACAACAAGACUGACGAACUCCAUAUCCGCACGCUUACUUAUAACGUUGAAUGGUUGACCAUGACCACCUGGGAUCAUGUCACCAAGUCCAAAGACUUCAACGACAAAGACAGCAAGAACAUCACCGCAGCUCAUCUCAAGCUUGGGAAAAGCCUCGGGACUAUGCUUGGUGAACUGGUUGCGAAGAAAGACGCUAUCAAGAAGGUGAACAAGUCCGACUUCAUGUUCAACAACUUUGAAAGCCUUCACGAGCGAAUCUUUCCACUUUCGGAUGCCUUGGAGAAUAAAACUACCGAUCCUGAGAGCAAGACCAUUGAUGCUAUCACUGAUCAUAUUGACAAGGCGUUUGAGAGUUCGCUCAAACAGCUCCUCUAG